AUGAAAGCCUUCAACGAUUUGAAGCUGGGAAAAAAGUACAAGUUUGUCCUAUACGCAUUGAAUGACAACAAAACGGAGAUUGUGGUCAAGGAAACUUCAACCGCGCAAGACUAUGACGCUUUUUUGGAGAAGCUCUCUGAGGAUGAUUGCUUAUACGCCGUCUACGAUUUUGAGUAUGAAAUUGGUGGCAACGAAGGCAAAAGAUCGAAGAUUGUGUUUUUCACUUGGUCUCCCGACACUGCCCCAGUCAGAGCCAAGAUGGUUUACGCCUCUUCGAAAGAUGCUCUGAGAAGAGCAUUGAACGGUAUUUCCACUGACAUCCAAGGAACAGACUAUUCUGAGGUUGCAUAUGAGUCCGUUUUGGAAAAAGUUAGCAGAGGUGCUGGCUCUCACUAA
Lachancea thermotolerans CBS 6340 is the source of this 396-nucleotide messenger RNA. It is a transcript of the gene COF1, whose product is annotated as cofilin. Gene Ontology annotation, molecular function: actin filament binding. The transcript has a single exon. Gene Ontology annotation, biological process: cell motility; actin filament depolymerization; actin filament severing. The record is from RefSeq and is a predicted model, not a curated record. Bases 1 to 396 code for a protein of 131 amino acids. NCBI's taxonomy places the organism in Eukaryota, Fungi, Ascomycota, Saccharomycetes, Saccharomycetales, Saccharomycetaceae. Gene Ontology annotation, cellular component: cytoplasm; actin cytoskeleton; actin cortical patch.